Molecule: messenger RNA, 2958 nt
Organism: Aspergillus fijiensis CBS 313.89
Lineage: Eukaryota; Fungi; Ascomycota; Eurotiomycetes; Eurotiales; Aspergillaceae
Product: acetyl-CoA synthetase-like protein
Exons: 2
Coding region: 58-2958 (966 amino acids)
Biological process (GO): secondary metabolite biosynthetic process; amino acid activation for nonribosomal peptide biosynthetic process
Cellular component (GO): cytoplasm
Molecular function (GO): phosphopantetheine binding; catalytic activity
Source: RefSeq, a predicted model, not a curated record
CUCUUCGUGCCAGUCACCUACCUGCCCGUCAGUCUAGCGGGUAAACUCGAUAGGAAAAUGCUUCGGGCCCUGGUGGCCGAUCUGUCAGAGACGGAGAUACUGGAGUAUUCAUUGGCGUCACCAGGGACACGGCAAGGGGCCCGAGAUUCGCGAGAGGCCAUUCUCGUCAGGGCCUGGUCGGAGGCUCUACGGGUUCCUCCGCAAGAUAUCAAUGUGACGGACGAGUUCUUCCUUUUGGGUGAUUCCAUUGCAGCCAUUGAGCUAACCACCGUCCUCCGAAGCCGUGGUUUCCAUCUGACUGUGGCGGAUAUCUUCCAGCACCCCCGCUUAGAGUCACAGGCGCUGAUUCUGGCGGAACUGGUUGGGGAUCAAUACCAGGAAGCGAAACCGUUCUCCCUGGUUGAGGGCAUAGGAGCGCAAGAUCUUGAGGCCAUGCUGCGACUUUCCGAGGUCCCGCUUGGGGAUCUUGAUGACCUUUUACCGAGCACCCGCAGGCAGGAGGCUUUGUUCCUCAGCCAGACGGAACUCCCAUCGCGACUGUCGCAGGUGGUCCUCGAGCUCGACCAUGCUGUGGGGAUCCCCGAAUUUCGCUUAGCUUGGUUGGCAGUCGUGAAACGCAGUAGCAUCCUGCGGACUCGUUUGGUCGCUGAUGGACAGGGAGGCUUGCUGCAAGCCGUUGCCAAACAACUGCCACCCUGGGAGGAUAUUUCCAGCCUGCAUGACCACCUCGCCGACCCACGCUUCAGUGGGCCUUGGCGCAAUGGCCAGCCCUUGGUGCACUUUGCGCUUCGACAGGGUGAUGAUAGGUGUCGGAAAAGUGCCUUUGUCCUGUCAAUCCAUCCAGCACUGAUCGAUUGGGUCGCGCUACAAUUGCUCCUUGACCAGUUCCAGAACGAAUACCGUCAACUAACGGGUGGCCUCGCAGUGCCCUACUCCCGUUACGUGGAGCACCUCACUCAGGCGGACCAUGCAGCCUCCGCCAUGUUCUGGAUGUCGGAACUUUCGGAGCCGAACUACCUCCACUACCCCGAUGUCCCCUCCUCCGUUGCCACGGCAGACCAGCUCUCGCGGUCCUCGCUCUCGGCGUCGCUUGAUCUUCCCGACCGCUUGGGUGAACUGCGGCCCCUCGACGCCCUGGUCCACCUCGCCUGGGCCGUGGUUCUUUCCUCUCGAACACUCUCGGACGAUGUCAUCUUUGGGACUGCGCGAGCGAGUCGCCCCGCAUCGAUAGGCACCCUGGAGGCAGUUAUGGGCCCCACGGAAGCCGUCGCGCCCGUUCGUGUGCGGCUCACGAAAACAGACAGUAUUCAAGUGGCCGUGGUGGCUCUCCAAGAUCAAUUGCAGGCAAUCACGGUUCAUUCUUAUCUGAACGGGCCCCAGCUCGCGGGCAUUGGGCCAGAGGGAGAGGCGGCCAGUCACUUUCAGAAUUUGUUGGUCGUUCAUCCAGCGCUGAAAACGCCCCCAGAUCUCCUGACCACUAUGGAAGGCUAUCCACCCUUUCUGGAUGCAGGUCGUUACCACCAGUAUCCAGUCACGGUGGACUGUACUUUGGCAGCUGCCCAGGUCGAGUUGCGGCUUUCGUUCACAGAAGCGAUCGUGUCCCAGGCGGAAGCCCAAGCACUCUUACGGCAGCUGCAGUCUGUUCUGCGCGAGUUGCUGUCACGGCCGGCGGAGACCACGAUUCAGAACCUCUCAUUGCUGACUGCUGAUGAUUACGCACAGCUCGUGGCCUGGAACCGCGCGGCACCGCAGCCCGUCCGCGAGACGGCGCAUGGCUUGUUUACUGCACGAGCGCAAAGGCAGCCUCAGGCCGUCGCCGUGGAAUCAUGGGAUGGCCGUCUCACCUACGCGGAGCUGGACCGGUAUUCCACGCACCUGGGCCGGUAUCUGCUGGCAGGUGGGCUUACGCCGGGCCGCGAGGUGGUGACCGUGUGUUACGAGAAGUCGCGGUGGACGCUGGUGGCGAUGCUCGGUAUUCUCAAGGCAGGCGGCGCCUUCAACCUCAUGGACCCCUCGCACCCAUCGCCACGACUGAAGUUUAUUGCCGACGAAGUGGGCAGUCGCUUCAUGCUAUGCUCCCCGCGAUACGCAACCAAGGCGGCGGGGCUGGCCGCUCACCCGAUCAUCGUGGACGAGAGCUUCUUCCACGGGGACUUACCAACCAAGCAGUCCGCCGAUCUCCCCGCCGUAUCACCGGACGCAAUCAUGUACGUCUUCUACACCUCGGGGUCUACGGGCAUGCCCAAGGGCCACCGUACGCCGCAUGCCGCCUUCUGCUCGGCCGCCACGGCCCAGGCCCGCGCCCUGGGGCUCUCGUCCACCACACGGAAUUUCCAGUUUGCAUCCUAUGCAUACGAUGUCUGCAUUUCCGAUAUGCUGACGGGACUGUGUGCCGGCACGUGCGUCUGUGUGCCGUCAGAGGAGGAGCGACUGGGCGAUAUUGCCGGCGCCAUGGCACAGUUGCGCGUCAAUUUCGCCAAUCUGACCCCGACCGUGGCGCGUCUGUUGGAUCCGGACCGAGUGCCGGCGUUACAGACCCUCCUGCUGGGGGGAGAGGCGCUCCAGCAGACCGACCUCGACAUGUGGAGUGGGCGUGUGCGAUUGAUGGCCGGUUAUGGGCCCUCCGAGUGCAGUCCGCGGUCAACGGUCAACCCGCACCUGACGGCAGCGUCGAAUCCGCGCAACAUCGGCUUUGCAAGCCUGUGCAACUGCCGCGCGUGGGUGGUCGAGGUGGCCGAUUAUCACCGACUCCGGCCGGUCGGGCUCGUCGGCGAGCUGGUCAUCGAAGGGCCCAACGUCUGCAACGGGUACCUUGGCCACGCUCAGCAGCGCACGGACUCGGGCUUCAUCGACACUCCUCGCUGGUAUGCCGAGCUGAGUCCCACCCUCCAACCUGUGGGCCGGUUCUACAAGACGGGCGACCUGGUGCGAUUCCGCUCAUGUCGUCAGGCAAAGUGA